CUUCAAUAAGCCACAUUGUUGCACGAAACUCCAGCGCAGGAGUUUCCACUGCUAGUACCGCGGUGUCACCAACUGAGAUCUGUGGGCGAGAGCAGCCCGCGUGUGAGCCGGAGAGGUCUGAUCGCCCUAGUGGAGCGGGCCUGCAGUUUUUCCCAAGCAGAGCCUUAGUGAUCCUGUGGCUGAAGUUAGCGCCUUGACGGUGGGAAAACCCCACACGUCGCCGGGAGUGAUUCUUGGGCGCCUAUCUAGCAGUCGUGACUCUCAACACCUGUUUCUAGAGACCCGAGACCCUCCAGCCAGGUGCGCCAUCGCCGCUAGCCUUUUUUUGUGUUCCGCCCGAACUCACCGCUCCCGGCCCCGCCGCCAAACCCGGGUACAAAGCGGUCCGAUCGCGCCGCCUUCCUCCCUCGCACGCGCUCCAGCCUCAGUUUCCCAACUCGCUGCUGUCCGGCCGCGGCAGGAUGAUCGCCUCGCAUCUGCUCGCCUACUUCUUCACGGAGCUCAACCAUGACCAAGUGCAGAAGGUUGACCAGUAUCUCUACCACAUGCGUCUUUCUGAUGAGACCCUCCUGGAGAUCUCUAAGCGGUUCCGCAAGGAGAUGGAGAAAGGGCUUGCAGCCACCACCCACCCUACUGCUUCCGUGAAAAUGCUGCCCACCUUUGUGAGGUCCACUCCAGACGGGACAGAACACGGAGAGUUCCUGGCUCUGGACCUUGGAGGGACCAACUUCCGUGUGCUUCGGGUCAGAGUAACAGACAAUGGGCUCCAGAAGGUUGAGAUGGAGAACCAGAUCUACGCCAUCCCCGAGGACAUCAUGCAAGGCAGUGGCACCCAGCUGUUUGACCACAUUGCCGGAUGCCUGGCCAACUUCAUGGAUAAGCUACAAAUCAAAGACAAGAAGCUCCCCUUGGGUUUUACCUUCUCAUUCCCCUGCAUCCAAACAAAACUAGACGAGAGUUACCUGGUCUCGUGGACCAAGGGGUUCAAGUCCAGGGGUGUGGAAGGGAGAGACGUGGUCACUCUGAUCCGGAAGGCCAUCCAGAGGAGAGGGGACUUUGAUAUUGAUAUCGUGGCCAUGGUGAAUGACACAGUUGCGACCAUGAUGACCUGUGGUUACGAUGACCAGAACUGCGAGAUUGGUCUCAUUGUGGGAAUGGGCAGCAAUGCCUGCUACAUGGAAGAGAUGCGCCACAUCGACACGGUGGAGGGCGACGAGGGGCGAAUGUGUAUCAACAUGGAGUGGGGGGCCUUUGGGGAUGAUGGCACGCUCGACGACAUCCGCACCGAGUUUGACAAGGAGAUCGACAUGGGCUCCCUGAACCCCGGACAGCAACUGUUUGAGAAGAUGAUCAGUGGGAUGUACAUGGGGGAACUGGUGAGGCUUAUCCUGGUGAAGAUGGCCAAGGAGGAGCUGCUUUUCAGGGGGAACCUCAGCCCGGAACUCCUUGCCACUGGCCGCUUUGAGACCAAAGACGUUUCAGAAAUUGAAGGGGAGAAGGAUGGCAUCCAGAAGGCCCGUGAGGUCCUGGUGCGGCUGGGCAUGGACCCGACACAGGAGGACUGCGUGGCCACUCACCGGAUCUGCCAGAUCGUGUCCACGCGCUCAGCCAGUCUGUGCGCGGCCACCCUGGCGGCUGUGCUGCAGCGCAUCAAGGAGAACAAGGGCGAGGAGCGGCUGCGCUCCACCAUUGGGGUCGAUGGCUCUGUCUACAAGAAACACCCCCAUUUCGCCAAACGUCUUCAGAAGACUGUGCGGCGCCUGGUGCCCAACUGUGACAUCCGCUUCCUCUGCUCCGAGGACGGCAGUGGCAAGGGGGCAGCCAUGGUGACGGCAGUGGCUUACCGGCUGGCCUACCAACACCGAGCCCGCCUGAAGACCCUGGAGCCUCUGAAGCUGAGCCACGAGCAGCUGCUAGAGGUCAAGAGAAGGAUGAAGGUAGAAAUGGAGCGAGGUCUGAGCAAGGAGACUCACGCCAGUGCCCCCGUCAAGAUGCUACCCACCUAUGUGUGUGCCACCCCUGAUGGCACAGAGAAAGGUGACUUCCUGGCCUUGGACCUUGGCGGUACCAAUUUCCGGGUCCUGCUGGUGCGCGUGCGGAAUGGGAAGCGGCGUGGAGUGGAGAUGCACAACAAGAUCUACUCCAUCCCACAGGAUAUCAUGCACGGCACAGGGGACGAGCUCUUCGACCACAUCGUCCAGUGCAUCGCCGACUUCCUUGAGUACAUGGGCAUGAAGGGCGUGUCCCUGCCCCUGGGUUUCACCUUCUCCUUCCCCUGCCAGCAGAACAGACUGGACGAGAGCAUCCUGCUCAAGUGGACUAAAGGCUUCAAGGCGUCCGGCUGCGAGGGCGAGGACGUGGUCACCCUGCUGAAGGAAGCCAUCCACCGGCGCGAGGAAUUUGACCUGGACGUGGUCGCUGUGGUGAACGACACGGUUGGGACUAUGAUGACCUGUGGCUAUGAAGACCCUCACUGUGAAGUCGGCCUCAUUGUUGGCACGGGGAGCAACGCCUGCUACAUGGAGGAGAUGCGGAACGUGGAGCUGGUGGAAGGGGAAGAGGGGCGGAUGUGUGUCAACACGGAGUGGGGGGCCUUCGGGGAUAAUGGAUGCCUAGACGACUUCUGUACGGAAUUUGAUGUGGCUGUGGAUGAGCUUUCCCUUAACCCUGGCAAACAGAGGUUCGAGAAAAUGAUGAGUGGCAUGUACUUGGGCGAGAUUGUCCGUAACAUCCUCAUCGAUUUCACCAAGCGUGGGCUGCUCUUCCGUGGCCGCAUCUCAGAGCGGCUCAAGACAAGGGGAAUCUUUGAAACCAAGUUCCUGUCUCAGAUUGAGAGUGACUGCCUGGCCCUGCAGCAGGUCCGCGCCAUCUUGCAGCACCUGGGGCUCGAGAGCACCUGUGACGACAGCAUCAUCGUCAAGGAGGUGUGCACCGUGGUGGCGCAGCGGGCAGCCCAGCUCUGUGGUGCAGGCAUGGCAGCUGUGGUGGAUAAAAUACGAGAAAACCGUGGGCUGGACACCCUCAAAGUGACAGUGGGCGUGGACGGGACCCUCUACAAGCUACAUCCUCACUUUGCCAAAGUCAUGCGUGAGACGGUGAAGGACCUGGCUCCAAAAUGUGACGUGUCCUUCCUGGAGUCAGAGGACGGCAGCGGGAAGGGGGCGGCUCUCAUCACUGCUGUUGCCUGCCGCAUCCGCGAGGCUGGGCAGCGAUAGAGUCCCUGAAAUCAGAAGGGACUUCCUCCGGUUCCCCCUCUUCCCUGCUUUAAAUUAUAAGAUGCCAACCCCGAUGUCAGAGACAGACCCCUUAGCUUUUCCUUGGCAGAGAGGACCCUAUCGGAUUGGGUUUUAUCUCGGUGUAUACUCAACUGUAGAGUUCGGUGCCCAAGCCUUGGUCUUCCUGAGAUCAAUACAGUUUGAAGUAAGGA
Messenger RNA from Ceratotherium simum simum (southern white rhinoceros), 3427 nucleotides. RefSeq names its product hexokinase 2 (gene HK2). Lineage: Eukaryota; Metazoa; Chordata; Mammalia; Perissodactyla; Rhinocerotidae. The record is from RefSeq and is a predicted model, not a curated record. Gene Ontology annotation, molecular function: D-glucose binding; fructokinase activity; ATP binding. Gene Ontology annotation, cellular component: mitochondrion; cytosol. Gene Ontology annotation, biological process: intracellular glucose homeostasis; glucose metabolic process; glycolytic process.